UUUUUAGUGGUAUUUUAAUGGCCGGACACUCUCUUGAGGAUCUUCAUGAAUCGCUUAUGGAUUUCGCACUGGAGAGCCUUAUGAAAGGCUCCAAUGUUCACGUACAUGCUCUCCGGCUUCUUCAAAUUCUCGGUACGGAAAACAUUGAACUGCGAAGUCCGUCUGUGGAACGCCUGAAUGGGAUGUGGAAGGAAUUAGCCACAUGGCUGGAUCAGGAAGCGAAAUCUCAGUCAAUUCUCAAACUGAUUAGCGUAUUUGUGAGGAAUCCAGCGUGUCAGAGUAGCAUUAUAAGUGCAGUAAGUCGGGAGAAGAUACAGAAAUUGCUCAUGAUUCCAACGGGCGAGGCUAUAGAUAAGAUGAAAGAUGAUAAAAUUCUCUUAUUGUUGACUUGCCUCGAUCUCCUGACCAACUUCUCAACUGUGGAGCCACUGCAGUGGUAUGGACAAGCAGAUGAGGCAUUCAAGACGCCAGAGAUUGCGAAAAUCAUCGCCGAGGGAUUUUCCAGAGGACAUGAAGAGAUGUUCACUUGCUGCCUAAAUUUGGCUCAGCAUACAAACUUCCCCAGGGAAAGAAUCACACGUCUCAUGCAUAAGUCACCAGUGAAGAGACAGACUGAUUGUCGUCGUGCUCGUCCAGAAGACACUUUUGUGCCUGUUCAAGUGCUGAAGAAGCAAUCAAGAGAAAUUGAUCGGAUUCUGAAGGAUUUUACAAAUAUUCCUAGUAAUAUGACCAUCUCUUCUGCUGCUAUUCUCAUGCAGCAUCAAAUUGCCUACUCGAAGACUGUGAAUAGAAUCCAUGAGCAGGAGAUUGAGCAUAGCCAACGUUUUAUCUCCUCACUAAAACUCCAGAUUGCCACGAUGGAGGCGGAGAGGGACUCUGUAAGAUCUCUCUUGAGCCACUAUGACAUUACCAAUGAAAAGGCUCAGCGAAAGAUUGCUCUAUGCGAGGAGACAAUCACUUCCCUUCAGAUUGCGCUCACGCAAGUCAAUGGCAAGAUUGAGGAAGACGCCAAGAAGCUUGAAUUAGCGAGGAAAGAACGCGAGGAAGCCAAAGCAAAGGAAAAGGAACUGAAAGAAGCUGUCAGAUCACUGAAUUCCGAAGUGCAGGAACAGAAGAAAUCUGCUGAGAUCAUGCAGAAAGCCAUGGAUGAGCAAAAGAAGGAAGUCACCAAAAAGGACGCUCGCAUUCAGCAUCUGGAGACCAAAUUGAAAGAAAGCGAGUCACUCAGGCAGAGGGUCGUUGAUCUCAUGAUGAGUGGCAAAAUAGGGAAUUGAAAUCGCUUCACA
Phlebotomus argentipes is the source of this 1286-nucleotide messenger RNA. RefSeq lists its product as uncharacterized. The record is from RefSeq and is a predicted model, not a curated record. The transcript has 2 exons. Lineage: Eukaryota; Metazoa; Arthropoda; Insecta; Diptera; Psychodidae. The coding region runs from base 18 to 1274 and encodes 418 amino acids.